CGGAAGGUGGGGUUGCGCCGCCGGUUCCGGCCCGGGGCCUCGCAGUGACCGUCGCCGCCCGGUGCCCCCCGUCCUCCCGCCCCCCUCCCCGCCUCGGGCCUGGGGUCUCCCGCGCUGGGAGGAGCAAAUGUUCCUGACGUUUUAAUUUUGUAAAGUUUAUCACCAGACAUCCAUCAUGUCUUGGCUCGCUGAUCUUGCUGGAAAGGCAGAGGAUCUACUCAAUAGAGUUGAUCAAGGAGCUGCAUCAGCUCUGAGCAAAAAAGACACAUCAAGCAGUGCAGCUUACGAUAAUAAGAAUGUGGACUCUGCCAAUGAAUAUUCUGAACUGCACCAGCAUACUGGAGAACUGAAGUACCAGACGUCAUCCAAAGCAGCCUACAUCUCCUCAGCAGCUGAUAAUAUUAAACAUCAGAAAGCCACAAUCCUAGCAGGAACAGCCAAUGUUAAACCAGCACGUAGGACAUCUUCAGAGGUUGUUUCUCCAGUAGAAAGUGUUUCCACACCCAGAGCUUCUUCAAACUUUGUCAGAAGAAAAAAGUCUGAACCUGAUGAUGAAUUGCUAUUUGAUUUUCUCAACAGUUCGGAAAAAGAACCUAAUGGAAGGAUGGACUCUAAAAAAGAGAAGAGCAAGGCACCUGGUGUUCAAAAUCACUCUCGGACUUCAAGUGUUAGUUCUGCAUCUAUCAGUACGCAGAGUGCAAAAACUACUGAAGAUAACUCCAUCAGGAGCCAAGGCAAUGAAACUCCAGACAGUUCAGAUUCUGGACUGGGAGCUCAAGGUGAUGGCAUGAAGGAUUCAUCAGUAAGUGCAGUAACUAAUCCCAGCCCUUCAGCUAAUGAUGAUUCCAAAUCACAUGAGCUUUCCAAUCUUCGCCUGGAGAAUCAGCUGCUGCGGAAUGAAGUUCAAUCUUUAAAUCAGGAAAUGGCUGCAGUAAUUCAGAGGUCCAAAGAAACACAAGAAGAAUUGAACAAAUCCCGGGAAAGGGUUGAGAAGUGGAACGUUGACCAUUCAAAGAGUGACAGGAUGGUUAGAGAACUUCGAGCUCGAGUUGAUGAUCUGACAGAAGCUGUUGGUGCCAAGGAUUCCCAGCUGGCUGUGCUGAAAGUACGGUUGCAAGAAGCUGAUCAGCUCCUAAGUGCUCGCACAGAAGCUUUGGAAGCAUUGCAGAGUGAAAAAUCACGGAUAAUACAGGACCACAGCGAAGGGAGCAGUUUGCAAAAUCAAGCCCUUCAAACCCUCCAAGAGAGGCUGCGUGAUGCAGACUCCGCACUCAAGCGAGAGCAAGAAAGUUACAAACAAAUGCAGAAUGAGUUUGCAGCUCGUCUAAGUAAAAUGGAAGCAGAGCGUCAGAACUUGGCCGAAGGGAUAACUGUAGCCGAAAGAAAGUAUUUAGAUGAGAAGAGGCGAGCUGAUGAACUUCAGCAGCAAGUCAAAGUAACUAAAAACCACCUAGAAUCUACAAAACAGGAACUGGCAGACUAUAAACAGAAGGCUACUCGCAUACUCCAAUCUAAAGAGAAGUUGAUAAACAGCUUAAAAGAAGGCUCUGGUAUUGAAGGCCUGGAUAGUACUACUGCAAGCACAAUGGAACUAGAAGAGCUGAGACAUGAGCGAGACACUCAGAGGGAAGAAAUCCAAAAGCUAAUGGGACAAAUACAACAGAUGAGAACAGAGUUGCAGGAUAUGGAGACUCAGCAGGUGAGUGAAGCUGAGUCAGUGCGAGAGCAGCUUCAAGACCUACAAGAGCAGAUAGCAUCACAGAAAAUGGCCAAGCAAGACGCAGAAGCUGAACUAGAACGGCAGAAACAGGAACUCCGUUAUACUGAAGAAGAAUUGUAUCGAACAAAGAACACUUUGCAAAGCAGAAUAAAAGACAGAGAGGAAGAAAUUCAGAAGCUCAGAAAUCAGCUCACAAACAAGGCUCUAAGUAGUAGUAGUCAGACAGAAUUAGAAAAUCGGCUUCAUCAACUGACAGAAACACUAAUUCAGAAGCAAACCAUGUUAGAGAGUCUCAGCACAGAGAAAAACUCGCUUGUCUAUCAACUGGAACGACUUGAGCAGCAGCUGAAGGCUGUCCAAGGCACUAGUAGUAAUGGACCUUCUAUUAAUAUGGCAGGAAUUGAUGGUGCUGAAGUAGGUGCUCGUAUGCGUAAUGUCCCUGUCCUGUUCAGUGACAUGGAUACCAACACAGCAGGAAUGUACGGGAGAGUUCGCAAAGCUGCCAGUACUAUAGAUCAGUUUAGCAUUCGGCUGGGAAUCUUCCUGAGGCGGUAUCCCAUAGCAAGGGUCUUCGUCAUCAUUUACAUGGCAUUGCUUCAUCUCUGGGUCAUGAUUGUUCUCCUUACCUACACCCCAGAAAUGCAUCACGACAGUCCCAGUGGCAGAUAGACUGAGACAGGACCCUGUGCUGAUGUCGUUUGGACUGACAGUGUCUGUUGAAUAAUCUGUUCUGGAAUAUCAGCAAACUGCUCACUGUGUUUAGGAAGAAUGAUAAGCAUCAUGCCUGAUUUAUCACUACUUUUCAAAUACAUGUUUAAUACUAUGUAGCUUUUUCAAUUUACCUAAAAUACCAUCACUUUCCUGGAGAGAAACAGAGUUAAGCUAUGGUUAGCCUUUACAUUUUUUUGUAGACCUUCUGGUGGUUAGACUAAAAGAUAAGGCUUGCACCUGUAGAGAAUUGCAAGGAUGUAUGAAAUUACAGGUAUAUGUGGUGCAAAUUAUUUUAGGUGAUACAGGAUGUGGGUUAUGGUCAGGUGAUAAACUGUACUUAGCAAUUUAAAUAAACUUGAUUCUUUCUGGUUUA
Molecule: messenger RNA, 2804 nt
Organism: Apus apus (common swift)
Lineage: Eukaryota; Metazoa; Chordata; Aves; Apodiformes; Apodidae
Gene: GOLGA5
Product: golgin A5
Exons: 13
Coding region: 176-2389 (737 amino acids)
Biological process (GO): retrograde transport, vesicle recycling within Golgi; Golgi organization
Cellular component (GO): Golgi membrane; Golgi cisterna
Source: RefSeq, a predicted model, not a curated record